UCACAUUAUUUUAAGAACUUUAUUAACCAUUGAAAGAAUGAAUUCAAGCUUUCAAAUUAAGCACAGAAUUACAGAUGAUAAUGAAGUUUCAAUUGACAAAAAAAGAACAAAAAACAACUUAUCUUUUCUUGAAAAAUGUAGAAUUUGCAAAGAGCUUUUAGUUAAACCAAAACCAACACAAGAAGAAUUAGCAGCCAAGUAUAAUGUCACUCAAACAGCAAUCUCUAAAAUUUUUAAAAAUAAGGAUAAAUAUCUUGCUUUAGAUUCAGAAACAACAGACUUAAAUAAAAAAAGAAAUUGUCAAGCUGCAUUUCCUGAAAUUGAAGAAGCAGUUGUUAUUUGGUUCCCACAUGCUCGCAUAAGUAACUUAACACAUCUGAUGCGAUAA
This is a messenger RNA of Entrophospora candida, 388 nucleotides long. Lineage: Eukaryota; Fungi; Glomeromycota; Glomeromycetes; Entrophosporales; Entrophosporaceae. The record is from the annotation of a GenBank genome assembly.